AUGGGCAAAAAUCGAUCUGCUGAGGGAUCCAAGAAACGACGCCACACUCCCUCUGCCUCGCCUGCUGAGAAGAAGUCCAGAAAAUCCUCCAAGAAAGUUCGCCCUACUGCUGUGGAAGUCUCUCCUGUUCCCACUGUCACAGAUCUGGACCCCAUCUCUACUCCCAUGGCUUCACCAUCACCGAGUCUCAAGACAAGUGAUGUGCCCGAUCAUGUUGAUACUGGAGUGGCUGAUCUUGACGGUGACAGCCUUUCUGCAACUCGACAAGAUGAUUUGGAUCUUCCCUCAGAUCCAGAGAUUGCCCCUCACAACGUUGUGUUUCCUGCUCAACUCCGUCGUUCUAAUCGAAAACACGAAGGCCCAUCUGUCUUCAUUCCCCCCUCCGAGUCUGAAGGUUAUCAGUUCUCUUCUUCUGAGCCUAUUCCGGAGGAUGACCCCUCGCGUUCUGAAUCCUCUGAUUCAUCUGUGGGCUCUCAACUCUCUGCUGGUAACUGUUUCUCAUCCCUUUUUUAUUUCUCUCUUGCUAAAGAAAACUGGAAUAGUAUGAGUAAGCGUGCGUGCUCUCCUGAGCGUGUUUUGUCUAGGGCUGUUUUACCUCUGUCUGAGAUUUUCCGUCUUCUAAAAUCUCAAGGGUUGCUUGGCACUAUUGUGAGUGCACAACCUUUCGAACGGUCUGUCAUUGUUGAGUUUUAUGCCAAUCUCUCUGAUCGUUUUUCUGUUGUGGGGUCUCGUGGUUAUGGGAAAGUGUAUGUGAGGGGUUCCUUCUAUUCUGUGACUCCUGCCCCGAUUAAUGAUUUUUAUAAAUGUCCAAACGAGGUUUCUUCCAAACCCUCUGUUUCAAAAGAUACUUUGGCCUUUGUUCUCACUGCCAAAGUGUUGAAAAAAUGGCCCGGUCCGAAGUCUGCUUUACAUGUUUCUAAGCUGACUCAGCUGUAUUCGGUCCUGUUUAAGAUAGGCAUUUCCAACUGGUUUCCCACUACUCACAAUGCUACUCUCAAUCCCACCCAAGCUGAGUUUUUAUGGUGCAUCACUCAUGACCAUAAAAUCAAUAUUGGUGAUUUGAUUUUCAAUCAGAUUGGUGUGUUAGCCAAUUCCAGAACCGAGCGUGAGCAUCUGCCCUUUCCUUCUCUGAUCUACCAGCUUUUGAUCAAACAAGGCCUGCCCACUUGUGAUGCCACUCUGUUGGAUCCUCCUGGCCGUCCAAUCACUAUACAUGGUAAGGUUAUUUCUGAACAUUUUGCUGAUAUGCCUGUUGUGAACCCUUCUGUUGUUCAGCCAGUCCCUAGUGCGAAGAAGGCUCCUAUUGUCUCUGCCUCUAUUCCGCCGCCAGUUGAUGUGGAUCAGCUGCUUAGGACUUUAGCACAUUCUGGUCAGAAAGGGGGAGUAGCAACAACUCGAACUCCUGCGGCUUCAACCAAGACCAAAGACAAAGGCAAAGAGAAGGCAUCCCUCCUCACUCCUCCUCCGCACAUCUCUCGUGAUGAGGAUGAUCUUGAUGUUAUAUCUCUCUUAUUUGUUUCACUGAUGCCAAUACUUCUCACUGUAGGCAAUUUUUAUGUAGCCACUGCUACUGUGCUAACAGGGGAGUUCUUGUUAAAACUGGAUUCUGACCAAAUCUAUGCCAAAGGGGGAGAUUAUUGGCGCCAGAUUUCUACCGACAAAGAAAUCCGCCUCACUUGGGAAGUAAAGAUUAGCGAAAGAUUUGUUCCCAUGUUUAUUUUGGAAAUUUAG
Messenger RNA from Erythranthe guttata (spotted monkey flower), 1731 nucleotides. The record is from RefSeq and is a predicted model, not a curated record. Lineage: Eukaryota; Viridiplantae; Streptophyta; Magnoliopsida; Lamiales; Phrymaceae.